CUUCUUCUUCUUCCCCAUGAUAGCUGUGUGACAGAGUAGUAGCUGUGUGACAGAGGAGACGGUCACAACAAACCCCCUCGGCCCCUCCCCCCAUUCCAUUCCACCAGACCCCGCGACAGGCCGCAGGUGCACAGCCACUUCACCCAUGCCAUGGCGAGGAUCCAGCGCCACCGUCUUCGCUCCAGGGCCUUGUGCCGGAGAUCCCGCGAGGAGAGGCGGCGCCUCAGCGAGGGUGGGGGUUCCGCCCCGCAGCCACCUCCCCCCACGGAGCAAUUCGUCCCGAAGGUGGAGAUUGAAAAGUUAACUGAGGAGGAGAUUGAAAGGGCAUACCAGACCGUCUUUCAACUUGAUGAGGAGUAUCGGAACGUCAUAAUUGAGGAAGCUUUUUAUCAGUCUGAAAUCAAGAUGCUACAAGCUAGAAAGGCCUCUAUUGAUGACAGGCUUUCAAAGCUGAAGCAGAAGACAAAGGAGCCCGAUUCAGACAGUAUAAAACAUAUCAGAUCAGGAACAAGGAAGGUCAUCGAACUCGAAGAGUCGAUUGAUGCACUGAAAAGUGAACUCAGCAAGACCUGUCUUCGUAAGGCAAAAGUUGAAGCUGUAUGCAUAUCCUCCAUGUCCAUCAUUGAGCAUCACGUGGCAAACGAAGGAGAGGGUCUGUUUCUUGGUUGCCUAGCUUAUGUAAUGAUGAUGGAGUGAUGUGAACACUCUAGGAGAAAAGUCACUGAGAGUAACGAGUAUUUGGUCAAUGAGUAAAGGUGGGUGAAAUUGUAAAAACAGGAAACACAGUACGGUAAGGUAGCAGGAGUAUAGUACUUACUAUAUGGUUAGAACAUAGGUAAACCUAUAAGUACAGGUUGGCGAAAACAUGUGAAGGAGACACGACAGCUUCAGGUUAGCUUGUGAAAACUUCAGCGUCUGUUGUGCCUGCCUGUCAGGUGUGGAGGUUCAUCCGAAUUGCAAGUUUGCACCCUUUUGCUUGGUGAAUCAUGAUGAAGUUCAGAACCUAUA
This is a messenger RNA of Triticum dicoccoides, 1008 nucleotides long. RefSeq lists its product as uncharacterized. The transcript is spliced from 3 exons. The record is from RefSeq and is a predicted model, not a curated record. The coding region runs from base 151 to 696 and encodes 181 amino acids. Lineage: Eukaryota; Viridiplantae; Streptophyta; Magnoliopsida; Poales; Poaceae.